AUGAAAAAUGGCAUAAUUUUAGAAUAAUAUGAAGACGAGGAUGAAUACGAAGUAAAUAGUUUUGUUUGAUUCAGAUUCAAGAGGAAAAACAGAGGUAAGAGAGGAAGGAAUACCUCAGAAGGAUGUAACAAUUGAUUUUCGAUGAAACUUAUUAUGACAUGACCUUACAAUAAAAUACAGAAUCUCAAAUAACAUAUGAAUAUUUAAUUGAUUUGGAUAAUGAAUUUUACAUAGAUUACACUCACUAUAUACCUGCCCCGAGUAGUUAGAUUAAACUAAGACCAAUGAACGAAUUACAGUUAGCAUACAUUUAUGUUGAUGAGUAAUUAGAAAUUAAAUUAGGUACCCUUUGUUGAAAUUGAGGAGAAUGUUAAUGAUAAAAUUUUAAUCGAUUAGAUAUCUAAUGAAAUAUUUAAUAAAUCUCAAAACAUUCUAAUUGAUACUGAUGGUAACCAUUAUUUUGAACUCUCUGUGCUUGGCAUUAGAACAAGAUCAAUAUGAGAUUAUCUUUAUUAUUUGUUAUUCAGCGGAAGCUAUUUUCAAGAUGUUGGCAUUGGUUAACAUAUAAUAAAUAAUUGUAGGGUUUGUAUAUGAAGAGAGACGCAUACUUCCGAGAUUUCUGGAAUGUAAUUGACUUUUUAAUUUUGGUAUUUUAAUAUUUGCCUUAUUUUGUGAACAUAAAGUUCAAUUUUAAUGCCUUAAGGACAAUAAGAAUAUUGAGAUCUCUGGAUGCAGGUUAGAGUAUUCCUGCUUUGAAAGUAAUAUUGACCUCGUUAUUUUAAUCAGUUUAUCAAUUGAAGGACGCAUUGAUAGUUUUAGUGUUCUCAUAUUCAAUAUUUGCAAUUGUGGCUCUCCUGCUAUUCGGAGGAGGCUUAAAGAGAAGGUGCGUUAAUUUGGAAACAGGGAUUCCUAAAAAUGACGAGGUGUGUUCACAAUGUAUUGGAGAAUUUGAUUGUGUUAAGUAGAUAGCCAAUCCUUUUAAUGACUUAAUCAACUUUGACACCUUUGGAUGGUCACUAAUAUAAGUGUUUAUAUGCACCUUACUUGAGAGUUGGUCCUAAAUAUUGGAUUACACAAUAGCAGCAUAUAAUGAAGCAGUUUAUAUAUACUUCUUUAUGGUGGUGAUGGUAGGAGGGUUCUUCUUGGUCAAUUUGACAUUAGCUAUAAUUAAACUUAACUUUUCGAAUAAUCAGAAAUAAAUUAUAUCACCUAUCUUAGAAGAAAGCUAUGAUUACUGGGAAUUGAGGAUCAUGGGAAUAUAUGAGCCAUCUAAAUUGCAAGCACAGGCAGCUAUAAGAAGGAAGAGCGAUGCUCAGUUUACAUUUAGAGAGAGAUCCUAAAGAAUAUAAACUAAAAUCAAACAUCGAACUACCAAAUAUCCAAGCCAAGCUUAGAGUUCUAAUCUAAAAAUUCAUCCUAUUAAAUUUGCAGACAAUUUCAGCUCUCCAUUCACAAAACAAGACAAGAAGUUUAUGGGCAUCUAUGGAAUGGGAAAGAAGUUGCAACCAAUUAUUGGGGGUGUUACUCCCUCCAACCAAAACAACCAUAAACUGAAUAUCAAUUAAGAAUAACGAGGAUAUUCCAUUCUUCAAAGUCCUAUUGAUCAAAAUAUUAGUUUCUCCUAUAAUAUCUCGCCAGAUAAUAAAUUGGGCAAUAUUUUUUUUAGUCAAUCCAAUAGAUCUCUUCUGAAAGAUAAUUAAAUAAGACAAUUAUCAAGUAAAUCAAUUCUAAAUAAUAACAAUAAAUCUCCAAAUAAUCGCUCUCGAAAUACUACUCCUUAAAAUUAAAGAAAUGACCUUAAUGUUGGAUCUCCAAAAUCUCAAUUCAGUAAAUAAAUUGUACGAAAAGUAAGACCUUCAAUAUCAGAAUCUGAUUAAAUGCUCGUUAACGAUCUCAAGAUUAUUGGAUAACAUCAAUCUAAAAAAACUAUCACCACACCCAAAGACACUGAUGAGCAACUCUUAGACUUCUACUCUUAGGCUCAUAAUAAUGUUUUAACCAAUGAAAAUUAAAGCAAUGGACUCCUAACUCCAAAUAAUUAACUGAGCCAACUAAAUCCUACCGCCUUUAAUAGAACUCUUAUGCAACAUGGCACUUACGCCCCACGAACUUCUCAAUAAAUAUAAAUGCUUUAAGAUGUGAAAUAGAGAUCUUUUAAUGUUAAGAAUAGAUAACUAGAAAUGGUUAAAAAUGAUGUGUCCAUUUUGGAUAAGAGUGAAAAUUCUAUCAUCAAUUCUAUACCUAGUGAAAUAGUUGAAUAAGAAUUAAUGGAUUUAGGCAUCUUGGAUUUUAAUUUAAUGAAAAAAUCAAAAUCUGAAAUGCCAGUGAAUCCAUUUUCUAAAAUUAAUUUUGUUCGCAGGAAGAAACCUCGCUUCACAAGGAAAACUAUGAAGAAAUCAACUUAUUUAAGUAAGACAUUCAAUUCAGCAAAUGAUGAUAGAUAUCAACAAUUAAAAAUCAAAUUAUUUAAAACUAAAUUCCAUAAAGAAGUUUCAUUUUAGCCUUACAAUUCAAAUUCAGAAUUAGAUGUAUUAGAAGUUUAACAGAUGAAUAAAAUACAAUAGAACAUUAAGAACAAUGAAGAAAUUAAUAGAAAAAUCAGGAAGUAAGUUAAAUACGUAUUUUCUAAUUAACAAACUCAAUUUUUUUAAGACAGAUCUUCCUCAAAAAUACAUCCAUCAACUGUUCAAAUAAAAAGUACAACUGCAAAACGCUCCUAAAAGUAAGUUAAAUUCUAAGACUAGGAGGAACAACAAUAAUAUAAAAAAAUGAUUUAACAUGAACAAAAGCUAACAUUUUAAGAAGCUUAAUUAUUAAUCAGAAAAGAAGUCCAGGCUGUGGAUUUAGAAUAAUAUGGCUAAGUUGAAAUAUAAUAUGAUCUCAAAGAACAAUUACGUUAUCUUAACUAUGAUCAAAUUACAAUCACUACCAGCACUAAUUAUUAAGAAUAUGUAAAAUUAAUGGUAUAUCUAUUAUUUCGAUUAUUUACUAGUCUGAAGCCAGUUCGUAACAAGAAAUAGUAUAGCAAUCUUCAAUUGAAGACGUUCUACUUAUGAGUGAUUAUAUAGAUUCAUAAACAGUUGCAUUAAUGAAUAAAAUAAUGCAAGCAUUAAAUUAUACUCUAAAUAUUUAUGAAAUCUGGUUACCAGGAGUCUCUGGUAUUAUUAAGGUGAUUAGAGUUAAAUUACUAAAUCUAAUUUAGAGUGAAUAUUUUAAUCGAUCAAUUAAUUUGUGUGUUGCAUUCAAUACUAUUGUAUUAGCUUUAGACGGGUUGGUUACCAAUGAUAAUUUACUCUCUAAUUUUAACUUGGCAUUCACCAUUAUCUUUAUAAUUGAACUUGGAUUGAAAUUGAUAGGAUUAGGAAUUAAAUAGUACCUUAAGGAUAAAUUUAAUAUUUUUGAUGCCUUUAUUGUUGGAAUCAGUUUAUAUGAGGUAAUUAUCAAUUAAGAGGGUGGAGGAAAAUCUGGAUUUAGUGCAUUGAGAUCGUUACGAAUCUUUAGAGCUUUGAGGGUGUUGAGAAUUUCUAAGUUAAUCAGAUCCCUCAAGUUUAUGGGAUUUUUAUUAAAAGUAUUGGGUAAUGCUUUUGAAUAAAUACUAUGGAUGUUCAUCUUGAUGCUUUUCUUCCUUUAUACAUUCACUAUUUUAGGGUUUUCAUUAUUUUAAGGAUAGAUUUCAGAUUAAGAUUAUAGAUAUACCUUUAAUUCAUUUAUUAUUUCAUUUGAGACUGUCUUUUAGUUAUUUACUAUUUCAAAUUGGAGUGAUGUACUUUAUUCUUUAUUCUUGUCUGAUGCUAACAACAUUGUUGUAUUUCUAUAUUUAGUUAUAUGGAUUGCAAUAGGCAACUAUGUUUUUUUAAACCUAUUUCUGGCAGUGCUAUUGGAUAAUUUCGAGGCUGAGUAUAGAAGAGAUAAAGACUAAAUAGAUAAUAAUAUAAUUAUUGGCAGAGAUUAGAUCUUUGAAUCUGCAAUAUCUUCGAAACCUCAAGCCAGUAGAAAGUCUAGUAAAUCAUCAAUACAAGAUGAUGUUGAAGAGUAUUAGAAAUUAUAAACUCAACGUUUUAUAUACUUUUCAGAGAAAGGUAUAGGAGAGUAUGCUUUAAUGGUAUUCUCUUAGGAAAGUACUUUCAGAAAACUGUGCUAUAGGGCUGUGAAGGAUAAAAUAUUUGAUUUAUUUAUUCUGAUUUUGAUUUUAAUUUCAAGUGCUAAACUCAUUUUGGAUACUUAUACUUUAGGUGAUUCUUAUGAUAUUGUAUCUUAUUGGUUAGAUUUUUCAAUGGUUAUUUUAUUUGGUUCAGAAGCAGUUUUAAAAAUAAUUGCAUUUGGAUUUAUUGGAGAUGAGCUUAGUUAUUUACGUAAUUCUUGGAAUGCUCUUGAUUUCAUCAUUUUAAUAGGAUCAAUAGUAGACAUCAGUGUGGCAGCCAUAGAUUUAAGUUAUUUAAAGAUACUGAGAUUGUUUAGAACAUUGAGGCCAUUAAGAUUUGUAUCUCAUAAUCGAUCAAUGAAGAUUAUUGUAUCAGCACUAUUACAAUCUGCAGAUGGCAUUCUAAAUGUUGCAAUAGUCAUAAUACUUGUUUGGAUGAUGUUUGCCAUAAUUGGAAUUAAUUUUGCCAAAGGGAAGCUGUAUUAUUGUGAUAUGGGGGAUGGAGUAAUGCAUUAUGUCACUAAAGAAUAAGUAAAUAAGAAUGUAAUUAUAUUAGUGUGAGGGAGCAUGGAGAAUAUAUGAUAGUAAUUUUGAGAACAUCUUUUCAGGGAUGUUAACUUUGUUUUGUUUGAGCACUUUAUUGGACUGGCCAGAUCAAUUAUUGUAUUUUAAGGAUGGAACUGAAAAUGGUUUAGUGAAGGAUAGUUCCCCUGAAUUUUUUUUAUUCUUCUUGACUUUUAUCCUGAUUGGGUCGAUUCUCCUUAACAAUUUAUUUAUCGGAGUUAUUUUAGUUAAUUUUCACAUUGCUGAAGAAAAAGCCAGAGAUUCUUCUCUUACUCAGGAUUAGAUUUAAUGGAUUGACACUCAAAAGUUGAUCAUUGAGUCCAAACCUGAUUUAAGUUUGUACUAUAUGCCAAAGAACAAGAUCCAAGCAUUUUUCUUCAAGAUUGUAAAAGCCAAAAAAUUUGAUGUAAUAAUUUCAGUAUUCAUCAUCAUUAAUAUUGUUGUAACUGGAAUGUAUAUGGAUGGUAAUUUAUAUUAUUAUUAAUAGAUGCUAAUCUUGAGUAUCUAUAUGCAAUUGAUUAAAUUAAUUUCGCAAUAUCAAUCAUUUUUUGUUUAGAAGCAACUCUUAAGAUACUUACAUUUGGUCCAUUAGCCUAUUUUAAAGUAAAUUGGAAUUAAUUUGAUUUUGUUAUUGUAGUUAUAUCCAUUAUUGAUUAUGUAACAAAUGAAAGUGGGUUAUCUAUAGGAAAAGGGUUUAGAAUUUUAAGAGCUAUAAGAUUAUUAAGAUUAGUCAAAUAAUUUAAGGGGCUCAAGAAACUAAUAGAUACUGCAGUAUUUUCAAUUCCUGCAAUCAUCAAUGCAGCUGCUUUAUAUUUCUUGAUCCAUUCAAUUUUUUCAGUUUUGGGAGUGUUUUUGUUUUCAGAUAUUAGGAGUGGGAAAAUCAUAUCUGAUACUAACAACUUCUCAGAUUUUCAUCAUUCAUUCAUAUUGUUGUUCCUUUCUUAAACAGGAUUGGAUUGGAAUAGGAUUAUGUAUGAUACAAUGAAUAAUGGUUCAAAUUUUAAUGCUUUAUUUUGGGUUGUGUUCAUUUUGAUUUAAAAUUUUGUUAUGCUUAAUCUUUUUAUCCUUAUUGUAUUAGAUUAAUAUGACAUAAAUUAUUUUCAUGAAGACAACCCACUCAAUAGAUUUGAUGAGUACCAAAACAAAAUGCUUGAUGUUUGGACUCGAUUUAGUUCUGAUGGAGCAAUAAUUAGUUAGAAUAAAUUGACUGAUCUGGUUCUUUAAUUACCAAAACCAUUGGGUUUAGACAUCAACAAAUCCAUGCAAAAGGGCGUAGAGGAUUGGAAAAACAUCAAUCCAUAACAUACCUAAGAAGAAAUUAAUUAACUUAAAUUUAAUAUACAGGCAGAUUUGAUAAGGAAUACACUAUUCAAAAUUAUGGAUAUGCAACUCAAAUGCGAUACUUAGGGCAAUAUUCCUUAUAAUUUGGUCUUGUUUGCUGUUAUAAAGGAGGCUUAUUUAGAAAAACUUGAAAUUAAUUUAACUGAAGAAGGAGGAAGAAAACUUAUGAUGAAAGAAAUGGAAACAAGAUCAGAAAUCGAAGAAGAUUAUGGAGUUGAUUUAGAUUAAGAUGUGAAUCCUUUGGUUUCUUAUUUGUAUGCCUAAACAUGUUUUAGGGCAAUGUAGAGAUUUGUUGAAAUUUCUAAAAAUAAAUUGAUUGAUAAUGGAAUUUCAUUUUUAGCAAAAACUGAUUCAUCUCUAGAUUUUGAAGAGUAUUUAGACAAUGAUUUAUCAAAAGAUGAGUAUGAAAAACCCGAUUAUGAAGAAGUUUAUUUUGUUGAAAUUCCUGUAAAUAAUAAAAUUUAUAAUGGUGAAUAAUACAAAGUGCAAAUUGCACAAGAAGAAUAAAGCAGAGAUGAAAUUUCAAGUAAACAAGUAAUAGAUGAUUAAAACGAUGCCGAAGAAGUAGAAGAUUACAAAUUAUAAAUAAUUGAUUUUAAUAAGUAUUUAGGAGAUUGA
Molecule: messenger RNA, 6664 nt
Organism: Paramecium octaurelia
Lineage: Eukaryota; Ciliophora; Oligohymenophorea; Peniculida; Parameciidae
Source: the annotation of a GenBank genome assembly